This is a messenger RNA of Protopolystoma xenopodis, 267 nucleotides long. NCBI's taxonomy places the organism in Eukaryota, Metazoa, Platyhelminthes, Monogenea, Polystomatidea, Polystomatidae. The record is from the annotation of a GenBank genome assembly.
UUGCUUUUAUUAUACAGCUGGGGUAUUUACAUCAAAGAUGGAGCCGAGAAAGGCGAGUUUAUCUACGAGUACUGCGGGGAAAUAAUCAGUCAAGACGAGGCAGAUAGGCGAGGAAAAAUUUACGACCGCACACUCAGCAGCUUCCUCUUCAACUUGAAUCGUGAUUUCGUCGUUGAUGCGACAAGAAAGGGUAACAAGAUUCGUUUUGCCAAUCACUCUGUGAAUCCAAACUGUUGCGCCAAGGUGAGAGCAUCCUCUACAGGGUAA